GAACUUAUUUAGUGACUGUAUAAGUCCUUCUCAGUUUGUUUUCUGUAUAGUGGGAUUUUUCGAGGCUUUUGGUAACGAAAACGAAUUUGGCAGAACUAUUUAUUUUGACGGGUCGCUGAUGCCAGAUAAUAUGUCAACCUGACAUAAAGUGGGAUUUGUUGUGAAAAAGAAUCUAGGACAUUGUUUUUUCUAGUAGAAUGUUGUUAAGAGAUCAGUGACAGUUACAACAUGGAAAUCCUAGAGACAGAGUCUUUGACAAAGUCUGCCAAGAAGAAAAAAGAUUUCUUAGAUGAGCAAGCAAGGAAGAACACCCGAAAGAUUUCCGAUUUCUUCAAAACUCCUGAGAAGCAAGUGGAAAAGCAGAGACAGAAAAGUCUGUUACAAUUCUUUGGGAAGUCAGGCCAAGAAGAUGAAGGGAGGUUAGAAGACAAUGUUGUGGCAAUUGUAGAUGAUGUAAUUGUCAAUGGCACUGAAGUAACUACCCCAACUAACAGCGACAAAGAAAAUAAUGAAGUGGUUGAUGAUAAUGGAACCAAAACUGAAAAAGGGGAAAGUAAACCAAAGUCAAAGAAGAAACAAAGAGGUUCAGAAAGUAGUAAUGAUGACAGUAACACUGGACUACAACUCAAACACUCUCAAAAUGACAGUGAUGCUGUUGAAGCAAAAAAGGAUAAGAAACGCAAAAAGAAUAGAAAAUCAAAGGAAAAAAGACCAGAUGACAAGCUUUCAGAUUCUGUAAUACUUUUAUCAGAUUCUAGUUCAAGCAAUCUACUAAGUAUAGACAGCAAAGAAGAAGAAACUGAAAGCAAUGACGUGCCUGGUGUUGAAUCAGUGAAAGAAAUUCCAAAAGUUGGUGGUAGUGGUGAGGAAGGAAAAACAAAUUGUGGCCAAGUUGUAAAAGCAACAGGUGAAAAUGAAGAAGUUGAGAAAAUAGAAAGUGGGGAAGAAUGUGAAAUGGAUGUUGAUGAUGUUGAAGCACCUUGUAAAAUAGGAAUGGAUGACUUCACUGAUAAAAAGGAGGAAAUUGGGCUGAAGGAUAAUGAAGAUAAAGUUGCUAGUGAAAUAUCUUCAGGUAAUGCUUGUAAAGCAGGAGAAAUUAUAGUUACCAAAAUUGAAAACAGUGAUAAAAUAUCCGAAGCAACAAAUAGUACGGAAGAUACAAAAGAAAAAUCUGUAGAAAAACAUGUCACUAUUAAGCAAGAAAAGACAAAGAAAAUAAAGAAAAGUGCUGAAUAUAAAAAGGUGAAAAAUUUGAAAUCUGAAUCUUCAAAUGCAGUUCAUAAAUCUUCGAAAGAGGCUGAAGAAGAAUUAGUGGAAAAGGUUGAAAAUACAGUACAGAAAGAAAAACAAGGGGAACUGAUGAAAACUGAGAAAAGAAAGUCGAAGAAAGGUGCAUUGAAAGGAAAAGACAUGCUUAACUUAUUGAAAGAGAUUCAGUCUGCUGAAUCUGAAGACAAAAAUAAAAAGAAACAUAGAAAGAAGCAUAAACAUAACAAGACAAAAGGAAAACAGGAAAAGGAAGUUCUUGAAAUUGCGGUGUCAGAAGAUAAUUCUGAAAAAGCAGAAAUGAAUACAGUAAAGAAUGAAAUUGUUGAAGAGAAUGACAAACAUUUGCUUUCUGCUGAAAGUGAACAGGAUAAAACAAAUAUAGAAACAUGUAAUAAAAAUGGUAAGAAAGCGACAAGGAGAAGUAUUGUUAAGGUAGUUAAAAAAGAUGUAAACGAUGGAAGUCAGAAAGAGAGGAAUAUUAAAGAGGAUGCUAAACAGUUGAAAAAUGAUAACAUAAAACCUAAAAGAGGCAGACCAAAGAAAAAAGUAGUAGAAGGAGAUUCUGUACCAGGUGAUUCAAAUCAGUUAUCUUACAAAGACUUUACAGAGACUUUGGAUUGUAAGAAUUCACAGACGCAGGAAAAGAAGGAAGAUCAUGCCGAGACGAAAGAAAUGUCUUACACUGAAUACCUACAGUUAAUGGAAAAAGCAAAUGCUGGUGACAGUGUUGACUUGUGUGAAUCUGACACUGAAAACAUGCCUGAGUCUAGUGCUGAAAAGGAUGCAGUUCCUGAAGAAAACGUUAAUAGCUCUGGGAAACCUGAUGAAGAUAUUCCUGAACUUGACUCGAUCUCAGAAAAAAGUAAUAUUAAAAAAUUCUUUACAGUAAUGACUUCAACACCAGAUAGAGAAAAGGUUAACAAAAAAACUGGAAAAGUACUUUCGAAAAAGACUGGAAAGGCUAAAACUUCAAAAUUGACAAAACCAAUUAAACUUACAAAUGAAACUGAGCAAGAUAUGGAUUGUGAAAUAAUAGAAAGUAAAAAGGAAGUAGAAGUUGAAUUGGAUGUGGAAACAAUUGAUGUUGAAAAAAUGGUACCAGAGUCACAAUCAGAAGUUAUCAAAACUGAUGUGCCAGAUAAAAGCUUAUUUUCUAUAAAGAAAACUCAGGCUACUCUAAGUUUCGGCAAAUCAGGUCUUACAGUUUCAAAGCCAGUAAUAAAUUCAGAUGAAGAAGACUCAAAGGACAAAACAAAUAAGAAAUGUGCAACAUCUGAUCAAAUUGAGAAACAAAGAGAAUGUGAGGCAGACAUGAAAAAAGCAGAAAAACCAAAACGUGGGCGAAAGUCAAGAAAAGACACUGUAGACCUAGAUACAACCGACAAUUCAGUGUUUGCUACACCAGAAAAUGUUAAGAAAAGAAAAGCAAAGAGAAAACUUGAGGAACAUGAGGAAGAGGGAUCAGAAUCGGCAGAUAGCGGAGAUAGACGAAGGUCACUUAGAAAGCGGUACAAAGUCGAGGCCUUCCAGAUGGAUGCAGAUAAGAAGACUCCCAUCAAAAUUAAGCUUAAAAGGUGUCCAAAGAGUAGCAGCAGUGGUGAAGAUAUUGAAAAGUCUGGUUUAAAUGUUAGAAAACUCAAGCCUACGGUGAAGCAAACUACGGCCCUUGCUCUGUUGGAAAAAGCCAAAAGAGGAAAGCUUAAGAAGCAUAAGAUGAAGAAAGACAAAGAAACAUUUAGCCUGAAGAAACAGAAAGAAUCGCAGAAGCAGAAAAAGGACAUAAAGAAGAGAAAUGAAUCUAAUUCAUCUGAAGAUUCGGUGACUCGUAGAAGUUCUAGACUAGAAGGCAGGGUUAUGGCAUCCAUGGAAGAGGUUUCCUUGGAAAAUAUUGUAAUUUCUUCGUCUGAGGAUGAGGGAGAUGGUGCAAAGAAAGUAAAGAAAAGGGGACGUCCAAAGGGGUCAAAGAAAGUAAUAGGGGAGCUUCCAAAGAAAGCUACAGAUACGGAUAUUGCGGAUAAUAAAAGUACACCAAAGAAAGAUGGUGUGAAGAAGAAGAUUGGUAGCCCAUCUAAAAAUAGAACACCUUCGAAGAAAACAGGUAUGAAACUUGCCCCAAUGUUUUUAAUGGGAAAGAAUAAACCCGCAGAGCCAUCGCCCAAGAAACCACCUCUAGAUCCAGAGCUGGUGAAACAGAGACAGCAGUUCCUUAUGAGCGGGGUACCAGAAGAGUUACAAAAACAGACUGCUACCAGGAUUGCUUCACAAGUGGAUGCUGAUUAUCCUCCAAUACCGAAAACCAGUCAUGUUCUACAGGCUCCUGCAGAUCUUGUAUCAUCACAGACUGGAACGAUUAAUGUUUGGGAUUUGAGCCCUGUUGAGCUGAAACUCCGCCAUGUUAUUAUUCCCAUCUCUAUCCCCCCACUUGCAAGAUUUACCGGAAGUCUGAUAAACGGAAUUGAAAAUAAAUCUGUUGAUUUUGACAGAAUGAAGAAUUUCAAGCUUCAUGCGCCAAUACCAGAUGAUAUGAUUGAGUUGUGCCAGAAAGAAAUUGCUUGUUUCAACUCCACAUAUCCAGUUACCUCAAUGUAUAAAGCUUUGAAGGAAAUGAAGACUGAAACUGAAAAACCUCCCCCUAAGUCAGAGUCGAUGUUGAAGACAGACAUGAAAGGUAUACUGGAUGGUUGUACAGAUAUGAUGGUCAUUGAUGAGGGGGAUGAAGAUCAAGGGAAGAAAAAGAAGAAGAAAAGCCUGAAAUUACAGAAGAAAGAAAAGACGGAGGAAAAGGUUGAAGAACCCAAAGUGGAAGAUAAACCUAAAGUUACUGGUUCGAGUCUAUUGUGGACAGAGAAGUAUUGUCCUGCGAAGACAGCUGAAGUGUUGGGUAACUCUGGCGUAAUGAAGAAGUUGAAGACUUGGUUGACAGAGUGGAAACAUGUACUAGACAGGGAAGCCAGAAAGGCUAGAAAAUUACUAAUGAAGAAAAAUAAAGGGAAGCAAUUGCCAAGUAAAAAAGAUGCUGAUGAUUUAUGGGAUGAUGACAGUGAUUUUGACAUGGACAGUGAGGAUAGUGAUGAUGAUGAUUCUCUUUGUAACACUAUGCUCUUGUCAGGGCCUCAUGGAUGUGGCAAGACAAGCUCUGUAUAUGCAUUGGCCCUGGAAUUAGGAUUUAAGGUACAUGAGGUGAAUGCCUCGUCAUGUAGAAGUGGGAAACAGAUUCUGUCACAGCUACAAGAAGCUACACAGUCACACCAAGUAUCUAGUCAAGGGAAUCAUACACCUAGGAAAAAUACAGCUCUUGGUGACAAACCGAAGCCGGAAAACAAGAUGCCAACUGCAUUUACAAAUCUCUUCAAGAAGGCAGCAGCACCAGCAGCAGAGAGUAAACAAGAGGAAAAACAAACAGGAAGGAAGAGAAAAAGGAACAAAUCUGAUAAAGAAGGAAACCCCCAAAAUAAGCGAGAGAAGCGAGGAAAUGAAAUGAAACACAAGAGUUUGCAGCUGGUGAUUGAGGACAGUAACUCCCAGAGUGCCGCCAAGAGUCUGAACCUGUCUAGUACAACACUGAUACUGUUUGAUGAGGUUGAUAUAGUGUUUGAUGAGGACAGGGGAUUUUUGUCUGCGAUACAGAAUUUCAUGUCCAACACAAAGAUUCCCAUUGUCCUGACUACCGCAGAUCCAGGCUUCACAGAUACAUUCGAUGGCAGAUAUGAACAAAUGAACUUUAAAAGACCAUCUGUGGCAAGCAUUACAACUCAUCUACAGACCAUUUCAUUGGUUGAGAACAUGCGAACAGAUCCCAUCAUGUUAGCGGAACUUGCUCAGUUCUACCACUGUGAUAUGAGAAGGUGCCUUGUAGCUCUUCAGUACCUUUUGGAAUCUGGAGGAGGACACACGAUCUCCCACAAAGUUGUACAAGUUUUUAAAAAUUCCCAGAAAACUGCCGAUGCUCUAGGAUUAGAAAUGGAAAAUUCUCAAAGCAGUAUACAAAGUGACAGCUGCUUGACAUUCAGGACAGAAAAAUUGAACAUUGAUCAGAAAAGUGAAAUGAGUAGAGACGUUGAUAAUAGUGACGAUGAUUUUGUUUCACUUAAGCCGUUAAAGAAGAGGCGACGUGUGUUGGAAGAUGAUAAUUCUAAUUCGGUAGACGCUUGUUCUCAAGUCACUUUAAAUAGGCAGACAGAGGUUAUAGCUGUAGAUGAUAAUGAGGAAGUGAAGAAUUAUCCUCCAGUUCAUAGUAUAGGGUUGGAGUCUCUCAUAGGUGGCAGAGAUAUCUCCAUAGCUGAUUUUCUUACUCAGGGACUGAAGGCCAAGUCAACUGCCACUCUUCAGGAAAUGAUUUGUACAUGUUGUUGUAUAAAACAGACUUCAGGGAUGGAUCCCUUCUACAACAAUCUACACAUAGUGUUACCAUUUACUACAAAAGUAGUGGACUCUGUGUUCAAGGUGUCUCAGGACUCCAGUAAUAGUAAAUCUAAAAAGAGAAAAAGAAUUCGAAUAGGAAGUGAUUUAUAUGAUAGUGAAGCAUCAAAUGAUGCAAGUAAUGUUGAACAUUCUGAUGAUAAACUGGAAGAAGAGAUUGAAAAUGAUCGGACAGAAUUGGAAAAGUUGGCAAAAGGAAGCAAAGUGGAGAAUUUGUGUUUAGCGAAGAGUUUGUCACAUUUUACAAGAUUUUAUGACACAAUGUCAUCGUUAGAUGUGCUGGAAUCUAACGAUAGAAUGAAAAUUUGUGAUAAAAUGCAGAGUUUUAAGGGCAGGGAUGUGAAAGGUACUCUUGUUGCAGGCGUGGGAAACGAGCUUGCCAGUUUCCCGACACAGUGUGAAUUAGAUCUAGACUCUCAUAGAAUGUAUAGUUCAGAGAUUGAAACAAGAAGUAUAUGUAAAAUGUACAGGGAGUGCAGUGCAGUGAAGGAAGAGGCAGAAAAGUUGAAUGGUGAAAAUGAGACUUUUGCAGAAAACUUCACACUACCAGUCAGCAGGCAGAAUGAACAUUUUACCCUAGUCGAUAACAGUAGUAUAAGCAUUCCUGGCGAGUACAGAAGAGCAUGCGACAAUUCUGUGGACAAUCUACCUCUGGUAUCACAUUCACACCUUAGAACAGUUCACCUAGACUACCUACCAACUCUCAGGGAAAUCUGCAGAACAGAGCAGUGUAGGCAGGUCACAAACACUAAAAGAAGGUUUCAUCAUUAUUUGGACAGUAUCACUCUUCCAUUAAAGGAUAGAACAAUGUCUACCCUAGCAACAACAUUUGUUUGAUAUUUUCCAAGUAUUGAUGUCAGAGAGUAUGACAUUCCUGUUAAGAAAACCUCAAAUUCUGAGUGUAGACUGGUCUUGGGAAUGCAGGCUUGCCACUUACCGUAUAGCGGGUUAUUUCUGCGGUCAAAAUAUUCUGCGUUUUGGUGCCAAAAAUUGUGUAAGAAAUUUCUGCGUGUUAAAUUUCUGCGUUUUCACAUAAAAGGAAGAGAAAUUUCUGCGUUUUCGAUACCAAGGAGGAGGUAAUUCCUCACAUGAUCAGGUGCCGUGAGUAUGAUAGCAUAUAAAAAACAA
Molecule: messenger RNA, 6816 nt
Organism: Mercenaria mercenaria
Lineage: Eukaryota; Metazoa; Mollusca; Bivalvia; Venerida; Veneridae
Product: ATPase family AAA domain-containing protein 5-like
Exons: 19
Coding region: 229-6525 (2098 amino acids)
Cellular component (GO): nucleus
Molecular function (GO): ATP binding; DNA binding; DNA clamp unloader activity
Source: RefSeq, a predicted model, not a curated record